This is a messenger RNA of Scatophagus argus, 2046 nucleotides long. It is a transcript of the gene bcat1, whose product is annotated as branched chain amino-acid transaminase 1, cytosolic. Gene Ontology annotation, biological process: L-valine biosynthetic process; L-leucine biosynthetic process. The transcript is spliced from 11 exons. NCBI's taxonomy places the organism in Eukaryota, Metazoa, Chordata, Actinopteri, Scatophagidae. Gene Ontology annotation, cellular component: mitochondrion. Bases 184 to 1278 code for a protein of 364 amino acids. Gene Ontology annotation, molecular function: branched-chain-amino-acid:2-oxoglutarate transaminase activity. The record is from RefSeq and is a predicted model, not a curated record.
AGGUUGAUUUGAAUGUACGGUGUCAUGACAAAAUAAUGAGACAGCUGUCAUCCUGAGCGAACAGUAAGCGGUUUAACAGGUAGUACCUGAAAUCAGUACAGCGCCUUUAAGUUCCAUCACAUCAGUCUCUGGGUACGACGUCUCUCCUGCUCUGAAGGAAAGCAUUUACAUUUCACUACCCUGAUGGCGGACAACAGUAACCAAAGCUUUAAGGCAGCUGACCUGGUUAUCCAACUGUCCCCCACUCCAAAGACCAAACUGGAUAUGUUGACCUUUGGGACCGUCUUCACUGACCACAUGCUGACCAUAGAGUGGAGUGCGACUGAGGGCUGGCAGGCUCCUCUCAUCAAGCCCUUUGGGAACCUGUCGCUCCACCCAGCCUGUUCGUCACUGCACUACGGCAUACAGCUGUUUGAAGGUUUGAAGGCGUACCGUGGGGUCGACAACCGACUGCGUCUCUUCAGACCGAUGCUCAACAUGAACCGCAUGUCCAACUCUGCCGAGAGAGCUUGUCUACCAGCCUUUGAUCAGUCAGAGUUGCUGGAGUGUAUCAGGCGGCUGGUAGAGAUUGACCAGGACUGGGUUCCUCACUCAGACUCGGCGGCUCUGUACAUCAGACCAACGUUUAUUAGCACUGAGCCCUCUCUGGGUGUGAAGAAGCCCAGCCACGCCUUGCUGUAUGUGAUUUUGUGUCAAGCGGGCCCUUACUUCAACAACAAGGCUCUGUCCUUGUGGGCUGACCCAAAGUACACACGGGCCUGGAAAGGAGGAACUGGAGACUGUAAGAUGGGAGGGAACUAUGGAUGUUCCUUGUAUGCCCAGUAUGAAGCAGUGGAUUAUGGGUGUGAGCAGGUGCUGUGGCUGUAUGGAGACGACCACCAGAUCACAGAGGCAGGGACCAUGAACAUCUUCCUGUACUGGAUCAAUGAAGAUGGAGAGGAAGAACUCGCAACUGUACCCCUGGAUGGUAUCAUCCUUCCAGGUGUAACCCGACAGAGCAUCCUGGAACUAACCAGGGAAUGGGGUGAGUUUAAGGUGACAGAGCGCUACCUGACCAUGAGGCAGCUGUGCACUGCUCUGAAGCAGCAGCGAGUCAAAGAGCUGUUUGGCUCUGGGACCGCCUGCAUGAUCUGCCCCAUAGGACGCAUUGUUUACCAGGGAGAGAACUUACACAUACCAGGUCAAGAUAAACACUCACAGUUGACUUCACGGAUAGCAAAAGAGCUCACAGACAUACAGUACGGACGCACAGCCAGCGACUGGACCUUCCUGGUGUAGCAGUGAUGAAGAAGGACACGAAACGCAACAAACAUACUGAAAGUGUACAUUAAUAAGUAAACAAUGUAUGUGCAAUAUUUGCAGUCCAACUGCAAUAUGAGAAUGUCAUUUAACUUUCCCUCCUUUUAAACUUAAAUUAAUGACAAACACACAACUGUCCAAAAUAAUUACCGAAAGUAGGUUAAUGUCUCAUGCAAUACUACACAAUAACUUACAGUAACCGGGCCUCCGUUUCUCUGCUGCUCCUUUUCCAACCCACAUCCAGGGUACAGCCGCUGCUUUGAGAAAACAUACAUGAGAUGCUACAGUGAGAUGUCAGAAACAUAUGUAUGAGUUACAGAGGAUUUUCUAUCUCUUGUCUAAGAGUUACAAAUCAGCUACACAGGAUUUUAAGUCUUUCACGGUCCUGGUAUUAAUUAAUAGUAUUUCUAGUUUCACUGAAUCUGUGUUGUAAACAGAAAAGGUUUAAACAUCUACAGCCCGGGCAUUGCAGCCUCCUUAUGUUGUGUGAUUGGUGUCUUGUCAGUUUUCUGUCAAAAGAUUAGAGAACAGUAUAAAGUCUCUCAAACAAAGUAGUAAAACAACAAAAGAUGUAAAUAAUGUGAGAUCAUGGGAAUUGUUGUCUUCAUUGUCUCCUUUGUGACUCCCACAGAAACAUUCACAGACGAGGUAAUGUUUUAUUCAUGUUACGUUUAGUCACAUUUGUCGACUUCCUUCCUCACUCUUUGAUUCUCUCCAGGAAGUUACAUCAACUGGCGACCAAAUAAA